This is a messenger RNA of Agelaius phoeniceus (red-winged blackbird), 464 nucleotides long. The record is from RefSeq and is a predicted model, not a curated record. Lineage: Eukaryota; Metazoa; Chordata; Aves; Passeriformes; Icteridae.
GUUCCCGUCUGUCCAAGGUUUAUUCCCAGAGCUCUCUGUCCCUCUCCAGCGUGGCCGAGCCGGGCGGGGGGCGCAGCUCCAGCCGGGCCGGGUCCCCCUCGGGGCCGGGGUCCCCAGGCCGAGCCCCCCCCCCAGGCCGGGAGUGGGAGCAGGACUCGAACCCGUCCUCACCAGGGCCGGAGUACACGGGUCCCAGGCUGUACAAGGAGCCCACGGCCAGGUCCAACCGGCCGCUGAUCCAGAACGCCCUGGCCCAUUGUGUGCUGGCCGGGACCCCCAACGCCCCCCUGAGGGCCAAAGUGCUGCAGGAGAUGGAGCAGAGCUCAGCCCAACAACUCCUGAUCCUAUUCCGGGACGGGGGCUGCCAAUUCCGGGGCGUUUACGCUUUGGGGGGGAUCCCCCCGACCCUAAAGCACCUCCCCAAAAACACCAAAAACACCACAAAAACACCAAAAAAAUCCUAA